UCCCACUACCUUUCAGCCAUUGAUCAGACUGAAAUUCAGUUGACCAAAAUUAUUUAUGUAGCUCGCUCGCUAUGAGCGAACCCGUCUCGAGCCGUGGGCGUCGGUUCAUCUUCAAUGCCGUUCUCUUGACAACGUCCGGUCUGGCGGCCCGUAAGCUGAGUGCGGAGCAGCAGCCCUUCGCGAUGGUCGCCUGUGUGGUGGGCGGCGUCGCUGCUGCGCUGGGUCUGCUGCGCGUCGCGUUCGGUAGUGCGGGCGAGGGGCCGUAUCGGCGGUAUCGGGCAAACGAGCGGGACUUCCGGAUGCUUCGCAAUGUCAGCCAGGGCGUUUUGGAGCUGAUACCCCUGCCGUUGGUGAACAUGGAGCUGUACGCGCACUCGCUCGGCCUGGGUCCCCUGGCCCUGGCCCAUGGCAUUUUCGUGGUGCCGCUGCUCUUCGACUUGUACUGCUCGAUGGUGAAGCAGCGCAAGGACUGUGACUUGACUGAAUCGCUGCGCGAUCUCUCUAUGCUGGGCAACAUCAUAUCCAUCGGUUUUCUGUCUGUCAAAGAGUCAAACUUCAUUUAUAUGCGCAUGACUCUAAUCAUGCUGCUGAUCAGAUUCUAUCCGGUGAUCAUGGACACCGCCCAUGAGGAAGCGGGUGAAGAUCUGGUUGUCUGUGGCACCGCGCUGUUCUUCCAUAUGCUCGGCAAGGUGGCUCAACAAUGGACGGAAGCAUCAAGUUGACAGUCAAUCAUCAUCAAUCCACAUUGAUUUUCCAC
Drosophila navojoa is the source of this 757-nucleotide messenger RNA. RefSeq lists its product as uncharacterized. NCBI's taxonomy places the organism in Eukaryota, Metazoa, Arthropoda, Insecta, Diptera, Drosophilidae. The record is from RefSeq and is a predicted model, not a curated record.